Fusarium falciforme is the source of this 1515-nucleotide messenger RNA. RefSeq lists its product as hypothetical. Lineage: Eukaryota; Fungi; Ascomycota; Sordariomycetes; Hypocreales; Nectriaceae. The record is from RefSeq and is a predicted model, not a curated record. The transcript is spliced from 4 exons. Bases 1 to 1515 code for a protein of 504 amino acids.
AUGACCGAUUUCACAUUUGUAGUUUCAGACGGCAUCUCAAAACGACCUUUAGCGUCUACCAGGAGUCACGCAGUCAAGAGCGGUUUACAACGCAAGAGUCGAGCAAUAGAUCCUAGGGGGUCCAAGGAUUCCCAGCUCACCAUCAGGCAAAAAGAUACACUCAAGGGUCGAUUCAGGGUCUCGAACGGGCCAAGCAAGUCUCAACAGGUUUCUCAGUUGAUCAAGGAGAAACAAGCCGCCACAGCAUCGACAGUCAGGACUCUCACAAAAGACUCUGCCAACUCACCAGGGGAUGUCACCGCUGACCACCUUGACGCCGGUACUUAUCCCAACACGCCAUGGGAUCUUGUCAAAGCUCCCAGCCAAGGCCGGGGAGACCCUUUCAACGCGUUUCCCAUUCCUCUAACUGACAAUGACGACAAGUUGAUCAGAUUCUUCAUUUCUCGAUUCGACCUUCGCGCUACCAUUGCCUACAUCCGAAAGCAAUGGUGGGAAGGCUACGCCUUUUCAGAUCCCCUGCUCAUGCAUACAACAUUGGGCUUGGCAGCAGCUCUCUGGUCACAGCUGCUGCCGGAUCCCAGAAAGGUGGCGAACGAAGGAUGUAAGCAAAAGGCCCUAGUAAUUCAGGGCGUUCGGGAAAGACUAGCUAUGGGUGUCAACGAUAUGAUACUGAUCGGGACGAUCGCCAGUCUUGCCAACAUCGAGGGCACUGAAGGAAACUAUGAGGCUGCCUGUGUGCACCUGAGAGCUGUUGAUCUCUUGAUCCGAGCGAGACGAGGCUAUGAUGAGCUCAAGGAGAAUGUCAACGUCCCUCGCGUGAUAAACUGGUCCGACAUUCAAGCUGCUAUUGGACUGGGUACAAAGCCCAUACUUCCCAUGAUCCUUACCAUGGAUACGAUAUCGCUUCCACUCCGUAUACUUGACGCUGCCAAUACCCCAAGCCUAGCGCAUUUAGGAGUGUUCGAGUCCAGCUUCGAGGACACAACCAUUCAGGACAACUUCUCGCUUGUACGGCAGGCACAAUACUCAUUGAAGUCGAAGGACGUGCCCAUGCAAGACUUUCGUGUACUGAUCAACGUUGUUGACCACCAUCUUCAGACAACUCUGGGGGGCGAUGGUCUCACGUCCCAAGGGCGCAUCCUCGUGACGACAGCACACGCCUUUUUCUACUUGAUCAUUCGGGAACUGGUCCCGGGCCAUCACCUGCCUCGAGCGAUUCUUAGACGCCUUAGGGAACAGUUGCGGGAGGAUUUUAUGCUGUUUUCCAGCCAGCCAGUGUUCCAACCAGGGUUACUCUGGUGUCUGGUGAUAGGGGCAUCCGCGGCUUUUGAGUCUGGCCAAGACUGGGAUUUCUUUUCCGGUAACUUGUCCAAGGCACUCAUCUUACUGGGUGUUUCGAAUUCUUUGGAGCUCGAAGUGAUCUUGGCAGACUUUUUAUGGCAUGAGAAGUUUCCUGGGAAGUUUCUCGCCCAGUAUGGUCACAGGCUGUUUCCGCUCAUGUUGGGGGCUUCAUAA